AAGAAAGGGCGUUGCUUGGAUGGAUCUCUCCUUUCCACUCCCCUUUCUCAGGUCCUGAGCUCUAGACCAAGGCUCCUUGUUUCCCCCCCUUCAUUGCUGCUGCUGCUCUCUUGCAAAACUGGAAUUGGCUGGGAUUAUUAAAAAAAAAAAAAAAAAAAAAAAAUCAGAGGCAGCAGCCGGGAGAGCGAUCAAGUCCACUUUCUUCCACUGCCCUGGGUCUCCUGCUCUCACUCUGUGCUCGUUACAAUCAAGAGCCUCAAGCUGAACCCAGAGCAGUUUUUUCCAUCAUUUCAGUCUCCUUCCCUCCCCCAGCCUCUCUCACAGCCAGAGGAGCGAACUCCUACUCCCCCCUCCCCUCUUUUUUUUUUUUCUUUCUUGCAUGUUUAGGCUGUUGUUGAAAAGCAUCCGAAAAUCCCCCUCCCCAACCAUCCCCUACUCUUCUCUCCUCUCCCCCCACACACAGAGCAAUGGGGGCUUUGCAGAUUGCUGGAUUUUGCAGCCUCUUCUUUCUCCUCCACUCUGGAAACACGCUGGCAAAUAAAGCCAGUCAAGAUAUUGACGAAUGCGUCGAGGGGACCGACAACUGCCACAUUGACGCCCUCUGCCAGAACACCCCCAAGUCCUACAAGUGCAUCUGCAAGUCCGGCUACUCCGGGGACGGGAAGCAUUGCAAAGACGUUGAUGAGUGUGAGCGGGACGAUAACGCUGGCUGCGUCCACGAAUGUGUCAAUAUCCCCGGGAAUUACCGCUGCACCUGCUACGAUGGUUUCCGCCUGGCGCAUGAUGGACACAACUGCCUGGAUCUGGAUGAGUGCUCGGAGGGGAACGGAGGCUGCCAGCAAACCUGUGUCAAUAUGAUGGGCAGCUACGAGUGCCACUGCCGGGACGGCUUCUUCCUGAGUGACAACCAGCACACCUGCAUCCAGCGCCCGGAAGAAGGAAUGAACUGCAUGAACAAGAACCACGGCUGUGCCCACAUCUGCCGAGAGACCCCCAAGGGCGGCAUCGCCUGUGAGUGCCGCCCGGGCUUCGAGCUCACCAAGAACCAGCGGGACUGCAAAUUGACCUGCAACUAUGGAAACGGAGGGUGCCAACACACAUGUGACGACACAGACCAAGGGCCCAAGUGCGGCUGCCAUGUGAAGUUUGUGCUGCAUGCGGAUGGGAAAACGUGCAUAGGGGAGAGGCACUUCCAGCAACACGUUACCCCCCAGACGUUUUCUAAUGAGACCUGUGCCGUGAACAACGGGGGCUGUGACAGCAAGUGCCACGACGCAGCCACGGGGGUGCACUGCAGCUGCCCGAUGGGCUUCAUGCUGCAGCCGGACCGGAAAACCUGCAAAGAUAUCGACGAGUGCCGGCUGAACAACGGUGGCUGCGACCACAUCUGCAGGAACACGGUGGGCAGCUUCGAGUGCAGCUGUAAGAAAGGCUACAAGCUGCUGAUCAACGAAAGGACCUGCCAAGAUAUUGACGAGUGCUCCUUCGACAGGACCUGUGACCACAUCUGCGUCAACACCCCCGGGAGCUUUCAGUGCCUGUGUCACAAAGGCUACACGCUGUACGGACUCGCCCACUGUGGAGACAUCGACGAAUGCAGCAUCAACCGAGGAGGCUGCAAGUUCGGCUGUAUGAACACGGCUGGCAGCUACGAGUGUACCUGUCCUGCCGGCUGCAAACUGCACUGGAACAAAAAGGAUUGCAUAGAGCUGGUGAAAUGCCUGUCAGGCCCCAUGUCUCACCGGGCCAUGCUCACCUGCAACAGGAACGGCAAGAAGGACAGCUGCUCCCUCACCUGCACCUCCAAGGCCCGCUUCCUGCCAGAGUCUGACAGCAGCUACACAGUAAGCUGUGGGACCCCCGUCCUGCGCCAGGGGGGGCCCCAGAGGCCUGGCAACAGCAGUCAUCACUGUGUCGAGACUGUCGCUGCGCCAAUCAAACAAAAGGCUUCCUUCAAGCUCAAGGACGCCAAGUGCCACCUGCACCCCCGUGUGAAAGGGAAACCGGACGAGUCAGGGAAGCACGGGGCCACAGGUGAAGCACACACACGCACACCCGAGCUGCCAUGUGGGGCAGCCCCCUGCUCGGAUUGUCAGGUGACCUUUGUGAACCUCAAGUGUGACUCCUCAAAGAAGGGCAAAGGCCGCCGGGCCCGCAACUCCCCCAACAAGGAGGUGACGCGCAUCACCCUGGAGUUUGAGGCAGAAAUCAAGCCAGAAGAGGUCACAGCCAGCUGCAAUAUCAAUUGCCUGCGGCAGAGGGUGGAGAAGAAGCUGAAGGCGGCGAUCAAGGCCCUGAAGAAGUCCAUAAACCAGGAGCGGUUCCUGAUCCGCUUCGCGGGCCUGGAGUACGAGGUGGCGCGGAAGCUCAGCGUGGCCCCGGAGAGGCAGGAGAGCUGCGGGCCAGGGCAGCAGAGGCUAGGAUCCAAGUGUGUUAGCUGCCUGCAGGGAACGUACUACCAUGGGCAGAUGGAGCAGUGUGUCCCUUGCCCCCCAGGGACCUACCAGGAGAAAGAGGGCCAGCUCUCUUGUGACCUAUGCCCCGGAAGCGAUGCAUACGGCCCGGCCGGGGCAACGAACAUAACCACCUGUGCAGGUCAAUGUCCCCCUGGCCAGUACUCAGUGGACGGCUUCAUACCCUGCCAGCCGUGUCCCCGGGGCACCUACCAGCCCGAAGCCGGGCGAGCUCUGUGCUUUCCUUGCGGCGGGGGCCUGACCACCAAGCACGAGGGCGCCUUCUCCUUCCAGGACUGUGAUACCAAAGUUCAGUGUUCCCCGGGUCAUUACUACAACACGAGCGUCCACCGCUGCAUCCGCUGUGCCGUGGGCACCUACCAGCCCGACUUCCGCCAGAACUACUGCAUCACUUGCCCUGGCAACACUACCACGGACUUCGACGGCUCCACGUCCGUGUCCCAGUGUAAAAACCGCCAGUGCGGAGGGGAGCUGGGAGAGUACACGGGCUACAUCGAGUCUCCCAACUACCCCGGGAACUACCCUGCCAACAUCGAGUGCACCUGGAACAUCAACCCGCCCCCCAAGCGCAAGAUCCUCAUUGUGGUCCCCGAGAUCUUCCUGCCGUCCGAAGACGAGUGUGGAGACGUCUUGGUCAUGCGGAAAAACUCCUCUCCCUCCUCCAUCACCACCUAUGAGACGUGCCAGACGUACGAGCGGCCCAUAGCUUUCACUGCCAGGUCCCGCAAGCUGUGGAUCAACUUCAAAACCAGUGAGGCCAACAGUGCCAGGGGCUUCCAGAUCCCCUACGUCACCUAUGACGAGGAUUAUGAACAGCUGGUAGAGGAUAUCGUCCGGGAUGGCAGGCUGUACGCCUCGGAAAACCAUCAGGAAAUAUUAAAGGACAAGAAGUUGAUGAAGGCUUUCUUCGACGUGCUGGCUCAUCCACAGAACUACUUCAAGUACACGGAGAAACACAAGGAGAUGUUACCACGCUCUUUCAUCAAACUCCUCCGCUCCAAAGUCUCCAGCUUUCUCAGGCCUUACAAAUAGCCCCCAGGCAUUUCCACCCGCCUCAUGGGCCACCCUCCAGCCAAGGAAACUUUUUUUUUGCUCUUAUUUGAUGGUUUGGGUUUUUUUUCCUAAACAGCUUUUUAAACAAACCGAAUUCCCAUCUCUCACUAUGCAGACGACUUUCAACGAUUUUUCCUUGGCUUUCUUCAAACUCAUCUCAGCGCUGACUUUGUCUCCAGCAGGGGUGGUCUAGAAUCUCAAGGCAUCCCAUUCUCUGUUGUUUUGCUACAGAGGUGCAGCCCAUAGAGAUUACCGGUCCCAGAGAGUGAUGCUCCUUCUCAGCCCAAAUGGCCUCUACAUGCAGAGAUAACUGCGACCUGCUCUGUUUUGUAGAACUUAAGGGCAGGCACUCUGGUUGCCCUGUGACCCUUUGGAUGGCCCUUGAUUUCUACACUUCUGUGUGCAAAUCUGUCUCCGUUCCUAGGCGCCAUAAUCACACCUGCAGUCAUCUGCACUCCUGGGAUAGAGUUGGUAAUUUUAGUCCCACAGUGGGGUUUUCUCCAACGCAAAGGAAAGUAGCUGCAGCCAGAUCGGGCUGCAUCUCCAAGAAUGGAGAGCAGAGGAAGCCGGAAUGUGGAAGGUAAUGCCUUAUUUAUCGCAGGGUUGUGGUUUAAAAAAAAAAAAAUACCAACGCAGCUUUGCAGGGGGGAUUGGGAAAAAAAUACAUUUAAAAAAUAUAUUUAAAAAUAAAAAAGACAGAGCUGAAAAGCGUCACAGCAAACGGCGGUUCCAGUGGGCAGGAGAUCUGUAUGACUCCAGGGAGCUGGGUUGGUCUUGCUGCAUUUGAAGAAAGCAUGACCAAGCCACGUUCUUGUAGAACAAUGUCUGGAUGAAUGGGAGGAAAAAGGUAAUUAACGAGAAGCCUUUCAAAUGGAUUCAUUUUCCCCCCAUGGACACUCGUGCCAAGACACCAGACUCUUACAAGCUCUGCCAAAGAGUAACUCGUCAACAGAAGAGCAAAUGAUGUGAAGAGCAGGAGUAAAUGUUUGUGCACUAGGAUAUCGUCCUUUCUACCUUUUUCAUAUGUAUUAAGUGCAAUCAUUUGAGUCUUCUUUAUAUUAUUUAGAGGGAAGUUUUUUCUACUAGAAACUACAAUAUUUAUACCUUCCUGAGAAAUGAGAAUGUGUGUUUGUAACGCAAAAGCAAACCAAGUGACCUGGUGACCUGACAUGAUGAUGUUUUCAGACUUUGGAAGCUUUUCUUCUGGUAUUUGUCCCUUAGAAGGCAAAUCCACUUAAAUUUCCUUUCACUGAAGCUUUUAUUCCCUCCCUGCCCCCAUCAGCUGAAUCUUUGCUCGGUGACUGGAAAGCACAUCAUCUUUUCCCAUCUACAAGUACCUCCCGUGUGGUCAGUUUGUGCUAGGUCUCGGCUCACACAUGCAGUUACCAGUCACACCCUUUCGCUCUGCAGCAUGAAUUCUAGGACUCAAAAUGCUACUCGAAAGGCUCUCAAACUUCAGAUCCUCUCCAUAACCCUCUGUAGCACUGUGGCUGAUCUUGUCGUUGGUAGGUCUCCAGGCAUAAACAGCCUGAGUCUCCUCUCGAUCACCUGUGUAAAUCAGAAAUAACUCCAUUGAAGUUAUGUCAACAUACAAACAGCCGGAGGGGAGGAAUGAGGUUCCAAACACAGAUCACAACCCCAGAAUAGAUCAGAUUCUGUCCACUAGACAAGUGCACCGUGAUGAUAAGACAUGGAAGCUAAGUUGUUCAAUGGAGAUUUCUUUCACGCUCGUUGGCUUUUGUGUCUCAGCUCAUUACUAACUUAGUUUGGUUUGUAAGUGCUGAUCUCUGCAGACUGAGAUGUUGUCUCCUUUGUACAAGUGUUGGUUUAGAUUUUCACAAAGACACCAGCUCGUCGGUUUGUCUCUCCAAGAGUUGGAGAAAGCGGAGCUGAAUAUUGGGCCUGAACCUAAAGGCAAGAUUCCCGUUGACUUUUGCAGGAGUUCUGUGUCAAUUAGGAAUUGCAGAAUGAGGUGCAGAGAAAUUUAGGGCCACCCUGGCCAUGCUCCCACGACUGCCCAACGUUUCUUAGGGCAAUGCUUUAUUAAACAGCUUGGAGAACAAAAUGGCCAAAGCUCCAUCAGACCCUUAGUUAAUUCAGCCUUGAAAAGCCACCAUACCAGUAUGAAGAUUUGGGGGAGAUGAACAAGUCCCCAUUGGCAGCUCUCCUCCUUUCCCCGGGUCUCAGGAUUGCAACCUAGAGGCGAUAUCUGACUCUGUGCUCUCCCUUGCUCCUGGCACCUAGCCCAUUUGCCAUUCUGUCCUCUUCAGCCUAGGAGCUAUACCAGAUCUCUGGAGGGGCUUCAUUAUAGCCCUCCUCUGGCCUUCCAUGGCUGCUUGCCACGCCAUGCAAAAUACGGCCACUCAACAACUCUUCCAUACGGAUCACACACCUGGCUGGAUCUCCAUUCAUAAUCAGACCAUCAGUGUCCAAGGUGUUGCCUAGCUCUGCCUCUCCCAUCUCCUCCUCCCAUGUCUGGCUUCAUGUUCUCCCAACCUCUCACUCCACCACCAUUCCCGCCCAUGUUGUCAGCCUCCACCACACUCACCUUUGUGCCUUCUGCUGGGCAGUCCUCUCUGCCUGGUGACUAUAUCCUGGCCACACCAAAAUUUAUUUUAGAGACCCACGUUUGCCAUUUGGUAAAUCUGGUUGACUUGUGUACAGGUUUCCUAUUUGGUGCACCACUUUGCAGAGUAUCUGUUCCCCUCAGGGCAGGGACAGUCCCUUCUAAAAUACCCAGAAAACGCAUAGCCCUUUGGAGGCACCACAAUUAUUUAUUAUAUAAUACACAGUUAGUGGCUAGAAGGGGCAAGGAGCUGGGUUAUCUCAAGGAGAUAGCCGCUUACAGCCCAUAUUGUCUGGCUAUAUGGCUUUAUUCUAGUGCUUCCUGCAGGCGCUCAGUCUCUGUAUUGUAUUACCCCACUGCUGGGAUUAGCACUAGCUCAAUUCUGUCCCCUUUGGUCUGACUGCAUGUCUCAUAAGGGGGUUGCACUUAUUCAUGCUAUCUGCAUAUUGGGCCCUCCAAGGGUGAGUCCUGGACACGUGGACUGAGAGACCUGCCCCUUCAGAUGUGUGCUGCAGGCACAAGAUCUAUUUUGGGGGUUCAGCGUGCUUGCAGCAAUGAUAACAUGCAGCUGAUUAAAGGGAGCCAAUCAAGCCUAAAGGCCAGAUUUCAGGCAUGAUUUAAAUCCCCAAACAUGAUGUACAUAGUGUUCUUUAAAACCAGGGAGCCUCUUAUAUUUCAAAGUAGGACUGCAGCACUACACCAGUACUGGCAGUACCCACUGUGACAUCACCCAGUCUGGCUUCACUAGCCCUAUAAAGGGAAAACCAGUUUCAGGUGACACAUUGUUUAGGCUCAUUAGACAAGACUGAUAAGAGUGACCUGUGAUCCUGGGUGACUUAUGGGAUGCAUUAAAAGUGCCGAUUCUCCAUGCAGAAUACCCUCCCUCUGAAAACCAGGCUUCGAAGUGACAAGUUGAGCCCUGAUAAAUCACUGGCAUUUCUGAAAUUCUUGGGCCUUUUAAUUUAAGGUCCUGAUCCUGCAACCAUAGUGCCAGUCCUUUGAGAGCAGUCUCAUUGCAGUCUACAGCCUUGCUCCUGCAAUGAUCAUCAGGGCUCAACAAACUGCAGCGAGAGCUACUCGCCAGCCUUGCAGCGCUCAUGCGCCAGACCGGCACUGCACGCAUGAAUGGGGCACACGGAGCAACCGGCUGAGAUCUACUCAUCACGGGUGAGUAGAAACAGCGGUUUGUCGAGCCCUGACGAUCAUAAUAUAUGCUUUGGUGACUAGCCUUCAAUGGAUCUGUUUACUGGUAAGCUAUAGACUUGCAGUAUUUGUAGGCAUGGAUUGGUUGAAGGUUCAGUCCCAUACAGCUGUUGAUUACUAUCACACAUAGCUAUUUCCUCAAUUUCCAUUCUUCUAUGCUAACUACUGUCACUUAUUUCCCAUGGGCAAUAAAUGUAUUUAUUUGCAUUAUGCAGCCAGCUGUUAAAAUGGGCAGAAAAAUAAUUUUGGAGGCCUGAUUUAUGGCAUGUCACUGACUCAUGUUCCCUUCAGUGAACCCUUCUGGGGAUUAUGAAGAUCUUACCAGAUGCUCUGUACACCACUGAACCCUGCUUCAGUUUGUUGUGCUACACCUGGCCUUGCACCAUCUUUUCAAAUAGAAAAGAUUUGAAAGGCUGAAAACUCAAUCACCCACUUUGAGGAACUGAAUGUUUCAAUUGCAGUGAACGUAAGGGUUGGUUUAAAAAAAUUGCAAAUUUAUAUCUGCCUUUUGCAGUGGGCCACAAUUUAGCAUCUCCCACAAAAUGAUUAAGUGAUGAACAAAAGAUGUAGUUCAUAAAGUUAUUUGCACUUGAUUAAAAAACUUGUAUCUGAACUUUGUAAAAAGAAAUGUUUGCAUUUUGUAUUGUCUUUUUAAUUAUUAAAUUGAAUUUCUUGGUGUUGUGCUGAUCUUUUAGAAAUUGGUUCUACUACUUAUUUAAGAUUUCUAAUCAGUGAAAACUGAGAUUGCUUUAUUUCAGAAAUUCUAACACCUAAAUUCCAGUGGCUUUCAGUCAGACCAAAGCACCAAUAACAGCAAACAUGCCUGUAACUUUAUCUCCACGAGGAGCUGCACUGAAACCAGAAGUAAUUCUUCCACUCUUCUGUGCUGAUCAAGCCUCAACUGAAGUACUACAUCCAGUUUUGGGCCCCUCAUUUCAGGAAAGAUGUGAAGAAAUUGGCAGUCCAGAGAAGAACGACAAAAAUGAUUAAAGGUCUAGAAAACCUGACUUAUGGGGGAAGACAAAGAAUGGGGUUUAUUGAGUCUGGAAAAGACAAGACAGAAGGGCUAUAACAACAGCUUUCAAGUUUCUAAGAUUGUUACAAAGGAAAAAAAAUAUCUUCCUUAACACCUCUGAGGCCAGAACAAGAAACAAUGGACUAGAAUUGCAGGAAGGGAUACUUGGAUUGGACAUUAGUUCAGUUAACCACUGAAAUAAACUGGCUAAGGAGGUUGUGGAAUCUUCAUCAUUGGAGAUUUUAAGAGCAGAUUAGGUAAGACCUGUCAGGGAUGUUCUACAUACAUGGUUCUUGGUCCUGCCACAAGUGCAAGGGACUGGAUGACCCGUUGAGAUUCUUUCCAAUCCUACAAUUCCUAUAACAUUCUUCAGCCCACUAUCACCUCAUUUCCCAACUUUUAACCCCCUCUCCAAAAGUCCUCAAAGCCUUAAGUCUUAGCCAGCUUAAACUUUCCUAAGGUGGAAAGAAGUCCUAUAACCAGCAGCUGUGCAUAGGGGCCUACCACCAGGAAGUUAGAACAAGGUGGCGAUCCAGCGGGCUCUUGUUAACCAUUAGUGUUUGCAGAGGCUUCUGGGAGUCAUCUGGGGCCUAUAAAAAUGAGGUGUAGCUUGAUGCAGGGAGUUCAUUUCAGGAAGGCUAUGCUGCUGAAGGGAAAGAAAGCUGGAACUGCAGAGCCCAGCAGUAGUACUACUAAACAGGCCAGACCCUGGGAAAGGCACUUAAUUAGGGCACUGAUGUUUUCUGCAUUUAUUGUCACAGGUGUUGGCAAACUGGCUGCUUUUGGGCCUCUUUUCAUUGUAAAGGAACAAUUAUAACUUGCUGUAUCAAUACAGCCAUUAAAGAGCCAUUUGAAAUCUAAUGACUAGUUUUACAAAAACCAGGUAUUUAAAUAGCUGAAUGUAACCUUACCUCCCCCCAUUGGGUUGAAAGGGAAAA
Messenger RNA from Pelodiscus sinensis (Chinese soft-shelled turtle), 9249 nucleotides. RefSeq names its product signal peptide, CUB domain and EGF like domain containing 3 (gene SCUBE3). The record is from RefSeq and is a predicted model, not a curated record. Gene Ontology annotation, molecular function: calcium ion binding. NCBI's taxonomy places the organism in Eukaryota, Metazoa, Chordata, Testudines, Trionychidae. Gene Ontology annotation, biological process: signal transduction. Gene Ontology annotation, cellular component: cell surface.